Molecule: messenger RNA, 1258 nt
Organism: Bactrocera oleae (olive fruit fly)
Lineage: Eukaryota; Metazoa; Arthropoda; Insecta; Diptera; Tephritidae
Source: RefSeq, a predicted model, not a curated record
CUCCAAAUAAGAACCAGUUCAGGUCAACCGCAAAAGCACACUUGCUUAACGACUAGAAUGUAUACAUAAAUGUUACCUCAGUAGCAAAAUUUUAAAAUUCUUUUCAAUAAUACUUCAAAAACAGAAAAUUUAAUUUAAUUCGAAAAUCUAAAGUUUAUUUCAGUAUCCCUUUAAAAACACACAGAAAAACAAACCCAAAAAUACAAAAUUAUUUCUCUGAUACCGCGAAAUUCCAAAUUCCAACGCUAUUCCAAUUUUCGACAAGCAGCUCUUACAAAAAACAACAACUAUAUAAAUUUUGCAGAAGUUUUAGAAACGAAGAGAAAUGACGCUCUUUCGUGCAUUUGGCAAUCAGCUUUUGCAAAGCCUCAAAACGCCAGCCUACUCCGCAUGUCUGCCGCGUACAAUGGCCAGCCAAAAAAAACAUCCAGGCUAUCGUUCACAGUGCGCAACUGACGAUCCAAAAUGUGGCGAGAAGAAGCUCGAAGCAAAGAAAGACAGCGGCGAAUGCGAUAAGAAAGAAAAGAAAAAGACGUCCAUGUGGUUAAACCCGGAGUGUUGUCUGGACAUAUGUCCAGAUGUCUUGCCGCGUUUCGAUGAUCUUUACUAUAAAGCCUCCGACAAGGCCAAACGCAAAUACACGCGCACCUGGAACGAAUGUCCAGAUAUAAAAAUAGCACCGCGAAAGAUUUGCUGUUUUGAUAAUAUCUCCUUGCCACCAUUAGAACGACGCAGAAAACGUAGUGAUCAGCAAAAAACGGCAUGUCCCGUUCCGACUGCUGAGCAAAAAGCCAGCUGCUCGAUAAAAUCGAAUAAGCGCUGUAUUAAAAUUCGUUUACCCGGCUGCGGUGCUGUACGUGAACCACCGAAAUGUUUCGUCAUCAAACACUCAGCUAAAUGCCGUAAGAUUUGCACACCAUAUCCAGCAUAUUCAGAAUGUUCGCGACCUAAACCGAAACCGCGUCCGCCAAUCGAAUGCAAUUGCUUGGUCGUGGGUCCACUCUGUGGGCUACAUUAGUCGCGAGUAUGUGCAAAAUAGUCACGGUGUUGCCAGUGUGUAAGGCUACGUUUUAUGAAGCUGACUAUAUGUUGGUGUAUUGCAUAACUUCAUUCAAAGUUUCAGCUUUCAGUUUCGUGCUUGAAGCUGGUCAUGAUAUUGAAAGCUGAAAUUAUUGAAAAAGCUUAUUUAGUUGAAAAAAAAGCGAAAAGCUUUUAUAAUAAAUAUUGUUGAAAACAAGACUAGCCAUUCCUUGCAUUC